This is a messenger RNA of Penicillium alfredii, 2874 nucleotides long. RefSeq names its product putative DUF221 domain protein. The record is from RefSeq and is a predicted model, not a curated record. The transcript is spliced from 2 exons. The coding region runs from base 1 to 2874 and encodes 957 amino acids. NCBI's taxonomy places the organism in Eukaryota, Fungi, Ascomycota, Eurotiomycetes, Eurotiales, Aspergillaceae. Gene Ontology annotation, molecular function: calcium-activated cation channel activity. Gene Ontology annotation, cellular component: plasma membrane.
AUGGAUCCGCAACGCCUGGGCUUACAGGCCCGGGAUAACCCUGAGACGGACGAGUUCCUCAGGCUCAUCGCGGAUCCCUUUCAUUCAGCGUUCCAACUCAGCGCUGUCUGGGCCUCACUGGGCACCUCGAUCGGCGUUUCAAUCAUCCUCGCCCUCCUCUUCUCCCUCUUCCGCCCUCGUCACUCACUGGUCUAUGCGCCCAAAGUCAAGCAUGCGGACAAGAGACAUACCCCGCCGCCCGUGGGCAAGGGCUUCUUCGCCUGGAUCAAGCCGGUGAUCUAUACUCGGGAACCUCAGUUGAUCGACACCGUUGGUCUGGACGCCGCCAUCUUUCUGCGCUUCACCAAGAUGUGUCGCAAUAUCUUUAUCUUCCUCAGCAUCAUCGGCUGCCUCGUCAUGAUUCCCGUCAACAUCACCCAGAGCAAAAACCGCGAUUCCUCCUCCCAGUUUUCCGCCUUCUACACCAUGACUCCCCUCUAUGUCACAAAUCCCACCGCUAUCUGGAGCCAGGUUGUGUGCGCGUGGGCUUUUGAUUUUAUUAUUGCUUUUUUCCUGUGGAGGAACUAUCGGGCAGUGCGGGCCCUGCGCCGACAAUAUUUCGAGAGCUCCGACUACCAACGUAGCAUGCAUGCCCGAACCCUAAUGAUUACCGAUAUUCCACAGCCGGAUCGAUCUGACGAGGGCAUUUUACGAUUGAGCGAUCAAGUCAACCCCACUGCCGCCUUGCCUCGUGCCUCCAUCGGCCGCAACGUGAGGGAUCUACCCCGGAUCAUCAAAGAGCACGAGGAGGCUGUGCGGGAGCUAGAGUCAGUGCUGGCCAAGUACCUGAAGCGUCCCGAGCAGCUGCCCGCCAAACGGCCCACCAUGCGCCCACCCCGCAGCCAACGGAGCAAGCAUCCUAGCGGUCGGGUGGAUGCGAUUGACUACCUGACGGUGCGAAUUCGCGUUCUCGAGGAAGAAAUCAAGCACGGGCGGGCAUCGAUUGACCGGCGGAAUGCCAUGCCUUACGGCUUUGCGAGUUGGGAGAGGAUCGAGCACGCCCAUGCGGUGGCAUGGAAUUCCCGUCGAAAGCAUCCGCAAGGGACGACCGUCCGCUUGGCACCCCGUCCAAGUGAUCUGAUUUGGGAAAACUUGCCGCUUUCCAAGUCGGCACGCAAGUGGAAGCGGUUCAUGAACUUCCUCUGGGUCGCCUUGCUGACACUUGUGUGGAUUGUUCCCAACGCCUUGAUUGCUGUCUUUUUAUCCAACCUCUCGAAUUUGGGACUAGUCUGGCCAGCAUUUCAGACCUCGCUUUCGGCUGACCCUAACACCUGGGCUGCCGUUCAGGGUAUCGCAUCGCCGGCGGUCACCUCGCUCGUAUAUCUGGUGCUGCCGAUCAUCUUCCGCCGGCUAUCCAUGCACGGCGGCAGAAAGACCAAGACAUCUCGGGAGCGCCAUGUGCUGGCCCAUCUCUAUGGGUUCUUCGUCUUCAAUAACCUGGUUGUCUUUUCGCUGUUCUCGGCUGCUUGGACAUUUGUUUCGACGGUGAUUGAGAAGAGCCACAAAAACAACGAGAACGCCUGGCAGGCUAUUUUGGACAGCCAGCUGUACUAUCAGUUGAUGAGCGCUCUGUGCAACGUGUCUCCCUUCUGGGUUACCUGGCUCUUGCAGCGGAAUCUGGGCGCCGCAAUCGAUUUGGUACAGCUUGUGACCUUGGCUUGGGUCUGGUUCGCCAAAACAUUCCUGUCGCCGACUCCUCGCCAGUCCAUUGAGUGGACCGCGCCGCCGCCCUUCGAUUAUGCCAGCUACUACAACUACUUCCUCUUCUAUGCGACUGUUGCCUUCUGUUUCGCGACCUUGCAGCCGAUCGUCCUGCCCGUCACGGCAUUGUAUUUCGGGCUUGACGCGUUGCUGAAGAAGUACAUGUUGCUAUAUGUGUUCGUGACCAAGAACGAAUCGGGUGGCUCGUUCUGGCGGCCUUUGUUCAACCGGAUGGUGUUUGCUGCCAUCUUUUCCAAUGUGAUUGUCGCCUUGGUUGCCAAGGUUCAAGGCACGUGGACCAUGGUGUUCUGCGUGGUCCCGCUGCCGUUCCUGAUGCUGGGAUUCAAAUUUUAUUGUAUGAAAACCUAUGACGCGGACUGCGAAUACUAUAACCGUGCCAAUCUGUCGGAUGCCGAGGCCCUGGCCCCGGGCAAGCCCGGCAAGAAGGCAGGGGAUCGACUCAGUUCCAAGUUCGGACACCCAGCUUUAUACAAGCCGCUGAUGACGCCCAUGGUGCACGCCAAGGCCGCCGCGGUCCUGAAGGAGAUUUAUCAGGGCCGUCUGGAGUCCAAUGACAUGGCCGGCGAGUACUCGGAUAUCGCCAUGGACCCGAUGCUGGCGUCGCAACCCGGCAAAUCUGCCGAGCCCGCACCAUUCGAGGUUGUCCCCGAGAACCAUCUCGACUUCUCGUACUACAAGGACCGCCCCGACUUCCGCGACGAAUUCGGGGGCGGCAUCUACGGCCGUCCCGAAGACCUCAUCACUGAACGAUCGCAGACGCCCCGCAGCACCUUGGGCAGCGAGUGGUCCCCCAGCUCGUCGCGCGCCUCGUCUCCUGCCCCAUCUCUACCAUCCAUGUCUGGUUUGAAAAUUCAUGAGGGUUACGACGGUUCCCCGGAGGCGGCUGGUCUCGUCCACCCAGCCUUCCGCCCUCCGAUCUCGCGCGGCGACAGUGGCGGCUUGUACCAGCACUCGAACGAGAGUGAGACCCGCCUCUUGAGCAAUGCCCAGACCCCUGCCUUGUCGGACGUCUCGAACCCGCUGGACCGCUGGCGCGGCGGUGGCUAUGGGCCUGUCGACCAGGACGACGAUUCUACAUAUACCUCAUACGAACCUUACCGAGCCUCGCGAUAA